Molecule: messenger RNA, 963 nt
Organism: Carcharodon carcharias (great white shark)
Lineage: Eukaryota; Metazoa; Chordata; Chondrichthyes; Lamniformes; Lamnidae
Product: tyrosinase-like
Exons: 1
Coding region: 1-963 (320 amino acids)
Biological process (GO): pigmentation; melanin biosynthetic process
Molecular function (GO): tyrosinase activity
Source: RefSeq, a predicted model, not a curated record
AUGCGGGUGCCUCUCUUCCUCCUCCUCCUCCUGCUCCUGCCGCCCGGCGGGUCUGCCCAGUUCCCGAGGGCGUGCGCCCAGCUCGCUGCCCUCCGGAGCCGCACCUGCUGCCCCGUCUGGGAGGGGGACGGCUCUCCGUGCGGGGAGAGGAGCGGCAGAGGGAGGUGCAGGGCCUCCCGGGGUCCCGGGGUGGGUGGGCGGGACUUCCGGCUGGGCUGGCCCACCUCCUUCUACGGCCGCACCUGCGCCUGCCGGGGCCGCUUCUCCGGCUUCGACUGCGGCGAGUGCCGCGACGGCUACCGUGGUUCCGACUGCCGGCGCUGGGUGCUGACCGUGAGGAGGGGGCUCCACGAGAUGGACCGGGCCCAGCGCCGGAGGCUGGUGGACUACCUGGCCCGGGCCAAGGCCACCGUCAGCCCCCGCUACGUGGUCCUCAUCAGCCGCAACGCCUCGGACGUGGGGAGCUACCGCUUCCGGGAUGCCAGCGUCUACGACGUCUGCACCUGGGUGCACUACGUCGCGGCCAAGCCCAUCAGCACGCGCCGGCGCCCCAACUUCGCCCACAUGGGGCCGGCCUUCGCCGUCUGGCACCGCCGGUACCUGCUCUUCUUCGAGAAGGAGAUACGCCACCUGACCAGCGACGAGGACUUCCACCUCCCCUACUGGGACUGGACGCGGGCUGCGGCCUGCGACAUCUGCACCGACGAGCUGAUGGGCGCCAACGACGAGGACGGGUACCUGCUGCCGCCCUCGCCCUUCGCCAGCUGGAGGGUAAGAAGCCGCCCCAGUACCCCACCCACCAAACCCCAGCCCCGCCUCCCACCCAAGCACAAACCACUGCCUGACUCAGCCUUUCCCCCCUACCUCCCAGAACGACCAUCGCUCACGGCCUGGCGCCCGCAGUCAACGGGCCCCAGUCCAGUGGCGAUCGAGUGGAACGAAAGUCAGGGUUGGCACCCAUGA